UGAUUUAUCAAAAAGUUGACUUUUGAAGGAUAAAUUUGACAAUUUUUUUCCAGAAGAAAUAAUUCAAAAUUUUGAAUAAGUAGGGUAAAAUUUGAAUUAAAGUGAUUAAAAUUAGUUUCCUUUGAAUAGAACUAAAUAAAAAUGGGAAGGAAGAAGAAGAAGCCUUUAAAGCCGUGGUGUUGGUAUUGCAACAGGGAAUUUGAAGAUGAAAAAAUACUCAUUCAACAUCAAAAAGCCAAACACUUCAAGUGUCAAGUUUGUCAUAAGAAGUUGUAUACUGGUCCCGGCCUUGUCAUCCAUUGCAUGCAGGUCCAUAAAGAAACCAUCGACAAAAUCCCCAACGCUCUGCCUCACCGGAACAAUAUAGAAAUCGAAAUCUAUGGCAUGGAAGGGAUCCCCGUCGCCGACGCGAAGGAGCACGAAGCCCUCAAAAAGUCUGGAGGCAUUCCGGUCGGCUCCAAAUCGUCCGGACGAAACAAUUCGUCCUCCGAGGAGGAUGAUGAACCAGAAUCAGGGCCCCCAAAACGGGUCAAACUCGACCAACAAGUCUCCCUCGUCCCUCCGCAACAACAGCAACCGGAAAUGAUGCUAAACCAUCCCCAACACCACCACCAGCAGCAAUUUGCUCCCGUUAACGCUAUGAAUAUGAACCUUGCCGCGAUGAAUAAUAACGCCGCCAUGGCCAAUAUGAUGAACAUGACGGCGGCAGGAUUUCAUCCCCACCAUCAAAUCAUGUCCCCCCAGCAGCAAAACCACAUGAUGAACAAUGUAUAUUUACAUUCCGUGCAGAACGAAAUGGCCGCCGCCGGCAUGAUGAACCGAAUGGGCCUCCAUCACGGCAUGAUGACGGCGAAUCCCUUCAUGAUGGCGGCAGCUGGCGCGGCCGGGAUGAAUAACGCUAUGGCUGCGAUGCAGAUGCAGCAAAUGAUGGGUGGCGGAGGGGGAGGAAUGUUCGUCCCGCAUCAAUUUCAUCCCGGAAUGCAGCCGCAACACGUCCCUGUCAGACCGCUCUUUCCUUCCGCGGCCGCCACAGCGGCGGCCGUUAAUAAUUCUGCGGCGAAUAAUGCGAUUGACGCCGCCGCCGCGCUUAACAAUAUGAUGGGGUCCCGACCUUCCGCGACAUUUCCGGCGUACGGAUCCUCCACUGCACCUGCUAGUAAACCAGUCGAAGUGAAAAAAGCUCCCUCCAUCAUCCCUCCCGGAUCUGGGAGCAGAAUUAUCCACCCACUCGAAGACUUGUCGCUCGAGCAAAUCCGCGCCCGGAUGUCGAAAUACCAGAAGCCCGUCGUGCCCUCACACUCCAUCUCGGCGCCACCCAUGCUCCUCAACCCAACCACAGCAGCAGCCCCUCCACAACCACAAUCUCAACCCUCCUGCUCUGCCCCGCCACCGCAAGGCAGUAAUUUUUCUGGGGGAGGAGGUAAUCAGUUUCCUCGCCCCUCUUCUUCCAACAGCGGUCCUCCAGUGAACCCGAGCUACGGGUACGGACAGAACGGAAACCACAACCCGCACCACCACCAAAAUCAACCGAGGGGAAUGAUGAUGCCAAGAUUUUAAAAGAAAACGACGACACCGAAACCAAACCAAAAUCGGGCGGACCGGCCGACGGACCACGUCAUCAUCCACAAAUUACAUUAAGAAAUAUGUAUCGUCGUCGGUGUGUUUUCCUCCUCUGUCACUCUCUGUUUCUGUCGGUGUGGGUAUUUUGAUUCGAAAAAGGUAGGCAUUGAAAUGUCACUCACUUGAUUUCCAAAAUUACAUAAAAUUUCCAUAUCGUCACAACAUUUCGAUGUUGUUGGGCUUGGUGAAAGAAGUGUAGUUAGGAAAUUAUAGGGCGAUUUUACGGCAACGCCAAGCCCCCAGUCCGACCCCCAGAGGUCGACUCGGUGAUGAUGAUGAUUUUUUUAGCUUUCUCUCUCUUUUUCAGUAAUUUAAUUACUUAUUUAUUCAGGAAUUUAAUUAACGAUUAAUUAAUUAAUUAAUUACAUAUUACGCGUGGUAGUUAAAUGUGAUCUGUAGAUUCUCUCUCACUCACUCGGCGUCCAGACCAGGUUUCAUGGUUCGUUCGCAAAAAUUAAGGUAAUUCAUUUCAUAAAUUUCUUAUAAUUUGGAACAAUUUUCUGUGCGAAAUUAUUUAUCACGUGGAUUCUGAUAUAAUUACUUUUUAAAUGGGUACAAUUUUUGCAUGAUUUCUGCACUGAUAUUUUGCAGAGUUUUUUUAAGAGAUAGUUUACAAAGAGGAAUAAAUAUUAUGUAACAUUUUUUUAAAACCUGGAUGGAGGAGGAACAGAACAGGAAGUGCAAUGUUUGCAAAAACUUACAAAAACAUAUUAGCUUUUUUUGAAAUGUAUUAUGAAA
Molecule: messenger RNA, 2358 nt
Organism: Folsomia candida
Lineage: Eukaryota; Metazoa; Arthropoda; Collembola; Entomobryomorpha; Isotomidae
Gene: BuGZ
Product: BUB3-interacting and GLEBS motif-containing protein ZNF207
Exons: 9
Coding region: 142-1557 (471 amino acids)
Cellular component (GO): nucleus
Molecular function (GO): DNA binding
Source: RefSeq, a predicted model, not a curated record